AUGCCCGCACCGGCCGCGAACAAGCGCGUCAAGGUGCGCACGACUGGUGCCCAUGGCUUCAUCGGCUCUGAAGCCUGGCUGCUGCCCCCAGUAGGCAGCCCCGACCGCCCCAAGAACGUACCCGAAGACCAUACUAAGAGGUGGACUGUCUACGUACGUCAGCCAGAAGGCGACCCGGCACUCACAACAUGGCUCAACAAAGUCCAAUUUAAGAUAUUCAACACAUACGAGAACCCGCUGCGGACAUGCGAGGGGCCGCCUUUCGAGGUCACGGAGACAGGCUGGGGUGGCUUUAAUAUAGACAUCCGGCUGCACUUCCAACCCAUCUCGGGCGAGAAAGCGCAAUACCGCCAGCACUUCCUGCAGCUGGAGAAAUACGGCGACGAGAAGCAGCAAGCAGAGCAGGACAGGACGGGCUGCGUGCGCGCGGAAUUCCUCGAAGUCGUGCAGUUCAACGAACCCACCGAGGCACUCUUCGACGCCCUUACCUCAGAGGACCAGUGGAACUACCUCGUCCCCGCGGGCAAAGGCGGGUCUAAGAAAGCCAGCCUCAACGCCAACGGCCGGCUGAAGCGCGGCCUGCCCAACGGCGAGCGCAGCGCGCAACUCCCCGAAAAAGGCGCAGAGGACGUGCCGUUCAGCCAGGACCAGGAGCAGGCGCUCAUCGACCUGCUGAAGAAGAAGAUGGAAGACGUCGACAGGGAACUGGACAAGGAAACCAAGCGCCGCGAAGACGUCGAGAAUAGACUCAAGGCGCUGAGAGCGGAAAUGGGCCAUGAGGCUGCGCAACAGGCCGCGCAGCAGGCGAGUGGGGAUCGGAGCAGAAGGAGGUGA
Molecule: messenger RNA, 834 nt
Organism: Parastagonospora nodorum SN15
Lineage: Eukaryota; Fungi; Ascomycota; Dothideomycetes; Pleosporales; Phaeosphaeriaceae
Exons: 2
Coding region: 1-834 (277 amino acids)
Biological process (GO): regulation of DNA-templated transcription
Source: RefSeq, a predicted model, not a curated record